Striga asiatica is the source of this 345-nucleotide messenger RNA. Lineage: Eukaryota; Viridiplantae; Streptophyta; Magnoliopsida; Lamiales; Orobanchaceae. The record is from the annotation of a GenBank genome assembly.
AUGGCGUAUUGGCAUGAUGAGGUCAGGUGGCACGGGCAGACCAGCCAACAGAUACUUGUAUAUCAUGGCUUGAUGCUCGAGCUCUUGUCGUUGGAUAGCUGUAAACGGAUUAGAGGAGACAGCAUAGGGGGCUGCCUGCGGUGGGGGGCAACAUGGGAUUGGAGCGGAGGGUGGUGGCUUGUUGGCGGGUCCCUUGGGGCCGAGGGAGAAAAUGAUGGGGAUAGAAAUAAUGGACUUCCUUUAUUCAUAAUGGGUCAUAUACAGACGGGCAACAACACCAGGAUAGUUUAUCCGAGCAAACUUCCGAGCUUAUAUCAGCAUCACUAUAAGCAAGCCAUGCCCUAA